Molecule: messenger RNA, 1780 nt
Organism: Agrilus planipennis (emerald ash borer)
Lineage: Eukaryota; Metazoa; Arthropoda; Insecta; Coleoptera; Buprestidae
Product: MAP kinase-interacting serine/threonine-protein kinase 2
Exons: 4
Coding region: 16-1248 (410 amino acids)
Biological process (GO): intracellular signal transduction; peptidyl-serine phosphorylation; protein autophosphorylation
Cellular component (GO): cytoplasm; nucleus
Molecular function (GO): calcium/calmodulin-dependent protein kinase activity; ATP binding; calmodulin binding
Source: RefSeq, a predicted model, not a curated record
UUUGCGAAUGAGUAAAUGGAAUUGAAUUUGGUUAUUUCUUUGAUUGCAGAUCUGUACAAGUUGACCGGCGAGAUCUUAGGUGAGGGUGCGUACGCGAGCGUGCAGACGUGCGUGAACAUGUUCACGGAGCAGGAGUACGCCGUGAAAAUAAUCGACAAGGUCCCUGGACACGCGAGAGCGCGAGUCUUUAGGGAGGUCGAAACGUUCCACUAUUGCCAAGGACAUCCUAACAUCAUACAGCUCACCGAGUUUUUUGAGGACGAGGAAAAGUUCUAUCUGGUCUUUGAGAAGGUGAAUGGUGGGCAGUUGCUGCAACGCAUCCAGGAGCACAAGUUCUUCAGCGAAGCAGUGGCUGCGGAGAUAGUGAGAGAAGUGGCAUCGGCGUUGGCUUUCAUGCACGCCAAGGGCAUCGCGCAUAGGGAUCUCAAACCUGAGAAUAUCCUGUGCGUGCACAGGGACCGACUCUGCCCUGUCAAAAUAUGCGACCUCGAUCUCGGAUCCGGAAUACGGUUCCAGUCAAGCGUUUCUAGUCCACUGGCAACACCACAACUACUAACACCGGUGGGUAGUGCCGAAUUCAUGGCACCGGAAGUGGUCGAAGCGUUCGUGAAUGAUGCAGAUUCUACUGCAUAUGAUAAGAGAUGCGACCUGUGGUCGUUGGGAGUGAUAAUUUACAUAUUAUUAUGUGGCUAUCCGCCUUUUUAUGGCAAAUGCGGCAGCGAUUGCGGAUGGGACCGAGGUGACAACUGCACUACCUGUCAAAGUCUCCUCUUUCAGAGCAUUCAAGAGGCCCACUACGAGUUUCCUGAGCAGGAGUGGGCCUACAUUUCUCAGGACGCCAAGGACCUGAUUUCAUCUUUACUGGUAAAGUCUGCAAGAAACCGUAUCAGCGCAGAGGAGGUGUUACGUCAUCCUUGGUUAAAGACGGCAUGUAACAACGCCCCACUAGCUACACCUUCAGUUAUAAAAAGAAACAAUUCGGCUCGCGAACUGUCUCAGUUUGCUGAGUCGGCUAUGGCAUGUAAGCGUGUCGUUUUACAACAUUUCAGUAUGAACCUGGAUUACCUCGAACGUCCAAAUGUUUAUUCGCCAAAUAAUAACGAGAACAAGGCGCCAUUCGGUUUAAGUCCGCCCAGCGAGAGUUUGUUAAUGCAACGUCGUAAUUCGGCAAGAGUGCGCAGUUGCCAACUUAUGCGUUUGGCGCAGAACAACAGCCGACCCACCGCCAUUGCCAGCCCAAGCGGAUAAGUGUCAAACUUUUGUUCUAUCUUUCAUUCAUCCGUUGUUUCCGGUAUAACAAACAAAAAAAAGGAAAUAAAAACAACUUAUUUUUCUUAUAGUACUAGUACCCACGACAGACUGUUGUUUUAGUACAACACACAUCAGGAACAGCAGUUUCUUUCUGCUUGUGAAAAAAGACUCAUUUUGUUGUCCUGCCAUACUACAGUGGUAUUUGUUUUUGUUUUAUCCACAAUAAUAAAAUGUGCUUUGAAGACGAAAUAAAAAAAAUAUAAAAAUAAAAAAAUUACAAAAAAAAAACAUCCCAAAUUUCAUCGAAUGAUGAAUAUUUUCUAUCUGGAUGGCUAGUUUCAGUUUAUUUCGUUAAAUUUCCAGUGUGAUCGAUACAAAAUGUGGUGCAUUUCGUAUUAUAAUAAUUAAGUUUUUUUUUUACUUUUAUAAGCGAUACCGGUCCUGGUGUGAUGGGUUUGAGAGUAACAUUGUAAUUGCAGCAGCCACUUAAUUAUUGGGAUUCCCACUUUUUUCCGAAAACAACAUUGAA